UAACCUAUUAAAGUAAAAAGUUGAAAGAUUUUAAAAAUUUGUAAACACAGAAUUGUUAAUAUUUCGCUUGGUGACUAAAAUCCAUAUUUUUGUGGAAGAAAUCUACCAAACAUCACACACAAAAUGGAACCAGAAAAAGUUACCAUGUUGAGGUAUAGGGGCUCUAAACUGAGUAAAGUUAAAAAAUUUGAUAUAUUUCAUAAAGUCGAGGAACCAUUCAUUGAAAGCUCUUCUGUGGGUGGAACAUUUUCCAUAAUAACCUUUCUACUCAUUUUAUGGCUAAUAUAUUUGGAGAUAAACUAUUUCCUGGAUAGCAAAUUCAUAUUCAAAUUUUCUCCAGAUGUGGAAUUGGAUGAACAGUUGAAAAUUAAUGUUGAUAUCACUGUUGCUAUGCCUUGCCAUUUUUUAGGAGCAGAUAUUCUUGAUUCAACGAAUCAAAAUGCCUUCAAAUUUGGAUCUUUAGAGGAAGAAGACACCUGGUUUGAACUUGCUCCAAACCAAAAAUUACAUUUUGACAAUAAAAAACACUUCAACUCUUAUCUUCGUGAAGAAUAUCAUGCAAUCAAAGAUCUCUUAUGGAGAAGUCAAUUCUCCACAAAUUUUGGUGAUAUUCCUGCUAGAAGUGAAAUACCAAAUAGACCUCAUGAUGCAUGCAGAAUUCAUGGAAGUCUCAUUCUCAACAAAGUUGCUGGUAAUUUCCAUAUAACAGCAGGUAAAAGUUUACAUUUGCCCAGGGGUCAUGUACACAUAAAUGCUUUCAUGUCUGAGAGAGAUUAUAAUUUUUCACACAGGAUUAACAAGUUCAGUUUUGGAGAUCCUAGCCCUGGUAUUGUGCAUCCUCUAGAGGGAGAUGAGUUGAUUGGGAGUUAUGGCAAGACUCUGUUCAACUACUUCAUCGAAAUAGUACCAACAAAUGUUAACACAUUCCUGACUUCACUCAAUACUUAUCAAUACAGUGCUAAGGUUCUAAAUAGACCAAUCGACCAUGACAAAGGAAGUCACGGUAUUCCUGGCCUGUUCUUCAAAUAUGACGUGUCCGCCUUAAGGGUGUCAGUCAAACAAGAGAGAGACAAUUUGGGCAUGUUUCUUGCCCGGCUGGCUUCCAUUGUCGGAGGAGUUUUUGUAUGCUCGGGUAUGCUGAAUAGACUGGUUCAAUUAUUCAUCAACUUUGUAAUGUGCAACUGGGGAAACCGUAUCAUUGAUAAAGGCAACAUUCAGCAGGUUAAUAACAGAGUUCCUCUCAUAGAUGAUAUAUCGACACAGAUUGUUCAAGUUUCAUGAGAUCUGGUUAUUUCCAUAAUGACAAUAAGUGGUUGUAUUGAUUGUUCCUGUUUAUUUGUACACAUUCUUCGUCAUAAAUUAUUGUAAUUUCA
Messenger RNA from Phaedon cochleariae (mustard beetle), 1373 nucleotides. The record is from the annotation of a GenBank genome assembly. Lineage: Eukaryota; Metazoa; Arthropoda; Insecta; Coleoptera; Chrysomelidae.